This is a messenger RNA of Dermacentor andersoni, 1903 nucleotides long. RefSeq lists its product as uncharacterized. Gene Ontology annotation, molecular function: metalloendopeptidase activity. Gene Ontology annotation, biological process: protein processing. The record is from RefSeq and is a predicted model, not a curated record. Gene Ontology annotation, cellular component: plasma membrane. NCBI's taxonomy places the organism in Eukaryota, Metazoa, Arthropoda, Arachnida, Ixodida, Ixodidae.
CCUUGCAUCGACCUGGAGGCUGCACCUGCUGAACGCCAAGUGGCUGGAGUAGGCUACGAAUACUAAUCGCACUAAAAAUACUAAUUCGAAAGGAUGCCGGGCUCGUUGACGUACGUAAACGUAUACGACUGUACAUGCGAUCCUAGAGACGGCUUUUAUUCCACCAUCACAUCUUUCAACGGAGGCUUCGUAGAAACUGUUCUCCUUUGACAAGUUCUGUGGCGCCGGUUCAACAAGUUCAUGGUGUUCAGACGUUACCGUCCCGACUCCGCUGUGGACGAAGGCAAGAAACGGUUUCGCUUGCUAGUAGGGCUCGGAUGCCUUCGUUGCUAAAGCUCUUCCCCUGGCAGCACGGUGACGUAAAUAUCUAAUCUCUCCUGUCUCCUUCAUUAACGAAACAACUUGAACAAUUCUUGCGGUAAAACGCUUUUUUUUUUUUGACGGCGCUUCACAAGUUCCGAUGCAUAUAACCAGAUUUCACUCUGGGGCCAUGGUCCUUCGUGGGACAUUGGCGAUGUGUCGGUCCCUCACGCGAUUUGGCGCGUGCAGGACGCCCUCGGACUCGCCGCCUCGCGAUAAGAACGAGAAGGGUACGGAGGAGAGGAGACGUCGUCUUUUCUUGGCGGGUUUCGGCUGCGUCAUGCUCACGGCCGCCGUCGCCGCAUCAACGGGCAUCGUGAUAGCUCUCCUAAACUGGCAGCCCGACCCGACGUGCCGCAGCCCCGGGUGCCAACUGUACAGUGAGAAGUUACGAGCCAGCAUGGACAUCACCGUGGACCCGUGCCAGGACUUCGGCCGAUACGUGUGCGGCCGCUACUCACACCCGAGGAAUUUCUCCGUGGCCGAGGCGGCCGCGCAGCGGUACCGUGACGAGGUGGUCGCGCCGGUCCACAACGCCAGCCUGACCGGUGAAGGUCAGAACGCCCUGCAGAAGUCCUGGCGCUUCUACAAGUCUUGCGAGGACGUUCUCGGGGGCGCCGUGGACAACACGCCCUACGUGGUGGACGCCCUGAACGAUAGUGGCAUCCAGUGGCCUACGCCGUCCAACCACGACGUCAACCUCGUUCAUGCCAUGGUGUACCUGGCGACCCGAAUGGCUUGGCCCAGCAUCGUCGACUUCGCGGUAGAACCCCAAGCUGACGAUGUCGUGGAGGUGACGAUCAGCCCGUCGAAGUACACGGCCGAAGUCCUGCAACGUCGCGGGGGAGUCAACUUGACUGCAUACGAGGACUUCUUCAAUGUAGCCGUUGAACACUUCUCCAAGGCAGGGGGGUAUGACAAUACUAAUACGUCCGCUGUCAACUUUAGUACCAUGUACAACUUGGAAAACAACUACGAAGUUUACUACCUCAAGAAAGCCCAGGAAGAGGUGGUCUUCGACGAGAACCUCGAGUGGGUGCAGAACUUGACCAUCUUUCUGAAGGCCGAACUGGUGCAGUCAAUGCCUGACCGCGUGUAUCCGCAGAGCCGGCUGAGAAUCGCCACCGGCCACGUGGAGUUCAUCAACUGGCUCAUCGACCAGGUCCUGGACCACAUGUCCCACGUCGAGCUCGUGCUCGGUUGGCACGUGGUGAUGCACGUGGCGGCGCUCACGAACCGCGACCUCGCGGUUCACUUUCACAAACUCGUCACGGGCUCCGGAGACCCCGUUUGGGAGCACAAGGUGUGCACGUGCAGAGAGGCUCACCGUUACGCCUAUUUCCGCUCACGACAAAAAAAAAUGUUGGCCGAAGAUUACGCUUCUUGAUAAUGCGAUCUUUGAGCGCAGCUACUGCCUUAUUUCUACAACAGGCAAUCGCAUACAGAACACGCAGUGCCGAACGGAGGCGGUUCUGCGUUUCGGAUUGGGUGGCACACACCGCGAUCCGCCGCUGGGGAGCCGGUGCCCCGGCGACGCGCCAUC